GAAUGUGUUAGUGCUGCUGAGGAAGGGGACGUGCUGGAGCCCGAGCUGGAGCUGUUCGUUCAGCACCUUCUCACACACACUCUCUUUCUCAGUCUCUGUCAGCCUGGUAACCAGCAGGAGCCGGUUCCCAAUUUCUAAGGAUCAUUCUGUGUAAUGUGAAUGUAACAACAAAGUUGAAGGUACAGAAAGCGAUCAGAGAAGAUCAUGGACUUUGUUAUGAAGCAGGCUCUGGGAGGAGCCACCAAAGACAUGGGAAAAAUGUUGGGUGGUGAUGAAGAGAAGGAUCCAGAUGCUGAGAAAAAGGAAGAAGAAAGAUUAGAAGCUAUUCGACAAGCGGAGGAAGAACGUGCAGGAAAAUAUGCAAAAAUGGAGGCUGAACGGGAAGUAAUGCGACAAGGAAUCCGUGAUAAGUAUGGGAUAAAAAAGAAAGAAGAAAAGGAAGCAGAGGCAAUGGCAGCCAUGGAAGCUCAGGCAGAGGGGAGCUUGACACGGCCCAAGAAAGCGAUUCCUGCUGGCUGUGGAGACGAAGAGGAGGAAGAGGAAAGUAUUCUGGACACUGUCUUAAAAUAUCUUCCAGGGCCUCUCCAAGAUAUGUUCAAAAAGUAAUAACAUGAUUAUAUGCAAAAUAACUCCAGGUUUUGUUGCUAAGUGUAAACCAUUCUCAUUAUAAAAUGAGAAUUUAUCAUCAUUCCAGCUAAUUAUAAUUUGACUGCUCACCUCCUCCUGUGUAAUGGCAUGGAAUCUUCAUUCACAACAGAAUAUCCAGGACCACGCUGUGUGGCAGUCUUGAAAUAAUCUAAUCUAAUAAGCCAUGUUUAUAGUCAAAUAAAAUCCAGAUAUUUAAUAGCGAAAAGAAGAAACUUGUAUCUUUUUAUCAAUGUGUGACCACUUUGACAUUACAGGGCUCCAGCUAGCAUUGAUUCUUAUAGUUAUUGUUCAUCAUACUAGUUAAAUAAAGCAUCAGGUCACAACACUGGGUAAUACCUACAAUACACAGCUCAUUUACCCAGUUUUAGAACUCAAAUUAAACAUUACUAACUCUGUUAAUAUCAACUUGUGGCAAUUUUCCAAUUUUGGAUAGAACUUAUUAAUGAGUUUAAAGCCUAGGGAUUAUGGUGUGUUAUAUAAUGGUCUGAAGCUUAACAUAUCCUAUCAAUUUUUUUUACCGCUAUAUUGAUAGAGCUUUGAUCUACUUACUUAAAACAGAUUAAUGCCCCUAAAAAGCAAUAGAAUGUGACGAUGUUCAGUAUUUGUAUCCUAAUAUUGCAUAAUUUCAACUCCAUAUUUUACCAUUGUAUUAUAUAAAUGUAUAUUAAUAUCCUGUUGGAACCAUAAAUUGUAUUUUCUAAAAUUUACUUCAUAGUUCCCAUAUAUUUUUACCUAGCAUCAAUGCUAACAGUGGACAGAGACUUCAUGAAUGUAAGCAUUACAGCAUGAUAAAUAUCCUGUACAGGAAUAUUCAAUGAUCACCAUACUUUGAGAAUAAAUCAAAGGCUUGUGCAAUGUCAGACGAUGUACAUUAAUGUCACAAUGUCCUGCUCCUGCACGCUGUGACAUGGGAUGAUGCCUUUAUUAAGCAUCUGGCACGUCCUGUGAUGUGUCUCAUGCAGACAGGGAGUUGACUUCGUUAAAAACAGUUAACUUCUCCAUCCCUUAAAUUGAAAACAUUUUGCCAUUUAAAGUGGGAAAUGAGAAUCUAUGUAUUUGAUAAUGCAAAAAAACUGUAAUUCCAUCAGUUGAUAAAACCUCUUGAAUAUCAAGUUGUAUCAUGUUAGCUUAUAUUCUUUUCAAAAAUGCCACAUAACGCAUCAUUAUGUUUAAAAGAUUUCCACUGUUUGCAGAAACCUGACUUUGCCAAUCAGUUUCGCAAUCACAGCAAAUAAUUAAAACCCAGCCCUGGGAACAGUUUUGUUCGCAGUGUAACUAAUCUUUAUCAUAUAAAAUUCUGGAUGCAAACUUUCAAUUUUGAGGAAAUAUUCAAACUGGGAGGCCACUGGCUCUGUGCUUCCCUUUCACAGCCAUAUAACCUGUGUAAAGUAGACCCUCAUGAACUGAAGUGGAAUGCCACAGCCAGGCCCCAUUAUUGUUAGCUCCGCUAUUUUUGCAGGAUAUUAUCAUGCCUCCUUUGUCACAUAUUUGGUAUCUGGUGUUUGUCACGUUAUGUAUUAAAAUCUGUCAGAACUGUAAAUAGUUAAUAAUUAUACAAAAUCAAGCCAUUUAAAAUUGAUGUAAGGAAUAGAUCAUAUUGCUGGACAUGGGAUAAUCCCAUGCAAUUAUCACUGUGAAAUUCCAGGGAGUGUGGAGAAUUCUUGUCAUUUGAAGAUUAUUAUGACUUGUUUUAGUAGUUAAAACCACUAUAUCUUGAGUACUGUAUUUUCCUCAUGUCAUACCAGCUGAUAAAAUAUGACUCGGUAAAAUGUUAAUUUUACCAACUAGGGAAAAGCCUGUAGUAUUUGAAAAUAUUUUAUGGUGAUUAAAUGCCAUAUUUCUCCUGGAACUCUCCAAUGAGACUUGUGUUCACUGUGGAGUUGAAGGUGAAAACUAUAGUCCAGCUUGACCUUGGCGUUAAAACAUAUGUGUCCUAUUCAGAGUGGAAUGUGCAGGGUACAAAGAGCCAUAUGUUACAUUUUGUAGCGGAAAUCAAAAUUAAUGGGCUUGCUGAAGGACUACAAAUAUUUCUGAAUUACAAUUCAUCAGAAAGGUCAGAAUAUUGACAGCAUUUCCGUAUUUAAGCAAUGACCCCUGUAUAUAAAAAAUGAUGGCAGACUUGUCAAUAAAAUAAAAGCUAAGAACUGCAGAUGCUGGAAAACUGAAAUACAAACAGGAAGUACUGGAGAAACUCAGCAGGUCUGGCAGCAUUAUAGAGAGAAAAAUAGUGUUAACAUUUCAAGUCCAGUGAGCCUUCAUCAGAACAUCAGAUUCUGAUAUUUCUCCAGCAAUAUUUGAAUGCAGAAUUGUCACUUAGAACCCAUACCCUAACCCCCUUCCCUUUUCUCUGCCUUUCCUUCUCACUUCAAUCAGCCUCUCACUCACUCCCAUCAUGCACCACAUACUUUCAAUUCUGUCUCUCUCCAUUCCCUAUUCCGCUCCCACUUCCCUCCUCCCUCCCUGCCACUUUAUUUUAUUCCCCCGCCCCUUAUGAAUCGCACCCUCUUUCCUUUCUUGCAUCGAAACAACAAAAUCCAUCCCCCUUCUCUCUCCCUUACCCCCUUCCCUCCUUUUCCUCAAUUACCUAUGCCUACAACCCCAGUUCUGACGCUAUUUUAAACAUUGCCAGACCUUCCUCACAAAACAAAUGAAAGUAUUGCCUUCAAAUUGAACAGUUUGAAUAUGAUUUCUUUAAAACAAAUACCUGUAUUGAGUUUUAAUUUUAAUUAAACCAAAGAAAACAUUGCUCCAGAUUUAUGAUUGAUGAGGUUUUCCAGUUUGGUACCAUGUUGAUGUUGGCCAUAAUGAAAAGGAACCGUUUAUCUCAGGUACGGGUUCUUAUGUCUGAAUAUCUUGCUGAAUAGUUGAGUGUGUUCUUGAGAUUAUUUCACUUACAGCCUUUCUGUAGAAUGUAAGCAAGAUACUGCUAUCAAGAAAACAAAAACACAAAUUUAAUUUGAUAAGCUCCACGUGUUUCAACAGAGAAAGCCAUAAAGUAGGCUUGGCAGUCUUAAAUAUUUGCUCCAAAAUACUGAAGCACAUCAAUAGUUUAUGUAGGACAGUGGCCUACAGCAGGCAGAAGUCUUGGAGUGUAAAUUUUCAGUCACUGUGCAAUCUGCUUAUAUUUGUGACUGAGGCAGAACGAAAGCAAUAAUAUUCUACUUCAACCAGUUAGGAAGGGAGACACAAUGGGUAAACUUUUAACCUUAGCUGCACUUUGGGAGACUGCAGAGUUAAUGCUGGUUUCACAAAUCCCAGGAUUGUACUUCCCAUGGAAUUCAGUGUAGAGCAAUAUCGGUAGGUACACAACCUCAGCAUUCCAUGCAAUCCCAGGGAAACUCACCUGGGAACAUAGUUAAAAUGACUCAGUGACAAGUCACAAUGGUGAUUAGAGGGGCUAUGAGGGUAGAAAUAUACUUUAGCCCAGCACCCUGAUUUCAACAGUCCGAGGCAGUUACUGAUACAGCAGAGAAAUGUGAUUGAAUUUGAUUUAAGAUUAGAACUGAAUAGCUCCAUUAUUUAUUCAAAUAUAAUUAAACAUUUUUAAGACAUCAUUGUUUUAUUUCAUUUUAAUUACCUAUGAAGUAAUUUUAACAAAUCUAAUGCUAAAGGGCCAUUUGGGAAACCAGGUUAUAUGCUAACAAGAAUGGAGAACUAUUAAACAGAAACAAAUACCGUAAUAUUAAAAAUUGGAGAGUUUAAAAUAUAAUUCAAGACUGCCAAGCCAAUACAACAAUGAGAUUGCAAUAUAUCUAUUAAUAUACUGGUCUGUGUGAAAAACCAAUUUGUUUCAAGUUAACUGUGUCUUUCAAUGAGGCUGUUACAGUUUCUCAUUCUGGCUUCAUUACUGUCUCCACAGAAAUAUGCUAAUGACAUUAAAUUUACUGAUAAGACUCACGGUUAUUCUGUAGUUCAAACCUUUGUUGGGUCCUGAAUUGAAGUGUCUGACACAUCUUUAGUUGCUUUAUCCACAGUCUGUCCAUCAUCAAACAUUUCAUUCAUUCCAUUUUGAAACAUUUUAGGAAAUUCAAUUGGUGCUUCUUGUGAUUCUUCAGAGCUUAUGUGUUUUGUGUGAAUUGGUGAAUUUUGUCAUGUGAAGGAUUUGAUCCUCUUUCAGGCUACAUGCAUGUUGUACUGUCCUUGUAGUAACUUAAAGUCUUUAUGACUGAAUAUUAUGUUGAUUUUAGCAGCUGUGACGUCACUGCAUGCAGCCGAAAUAGAAUUUAUUGUAAUGUUCAUCUCUGGUAAAAUACAAAUAAAGUGACUUCAAUCAAA
Stegostoma tigrinum is the source of this 4923-nucleotide messenger RNA. RefSeq names its product complexin-1. Gene Ontology annotation, biological process: synaptic vesicle exocytosis; regulation of neurotransmitter secretion; neurotransmitter transport. The record is from RefSeq and is a predicted model, not a curated record. The transcript is spliced from 4 exons. Gene Ontology annotation, cellular component: terminal bouton; SNARE complex. Lineage: Eukaryota; Metazoa; Chordata; Chondrichthyes; Orectolobiformes; Stegostomatidae. Bases 205 to 606 code for a protein of 133 amino acids. Gene Ontology annotation, molecular function: syntaxin binding.